Molecule: messenger RNA, 541 nt
Organism: Papilio machaon (common yellow swallowtail)
Lineage: Eukaryota; Metazoa; Arthropoda; Insecta; Lepidoptera; Papilionidae
Product: ejaculatory bulb-specific protein 3
Exons: 3
Coding region: 51-413 (120 amino acids)
Source: RefSeq, a predicted model, not a curated record
GAAAUGCACAUUAGUGAUCCGGCAUCGAAAAUAAUCAGGAAUACAGAACAAUGGUGUUCCUAAGCCUAAUACUUGCGGUGCUCAUUCCUAUGGCGCUGAGCUAUGACGCAGCUUAUGACAAAGUUGAUGCAAACAAGGUGCUUGCUGACGACCCUUUGUUUAGGUCUUACAUCGAUUGCUUUCUCGACAGAAAGCCAUGCACCGCUGAUUUCUCUGAGGAAUUUAAAAAAAUUCUUCCCGAAGUUAUAAAAGAAGCAUGCGCUAAAUGUUCCGAACCACAAAAGAAGAACGUAAGAAAGAUUGUCAAAGCUCUUUAUGAAAAAUAUCCGGAUGACGCUAUCAAAUUUGCGGAUAAAUAUGAUCCUAAACGAGAAUACGAAUCUGCUUUCGCUGCUUUUGUUGCCGAAGAGUAACUAUGUUCACAAGAGAAUUCAAAGUAUUUAUUCCCUUUCCACUAUAUAAAAAAGGGUAAUAAAUUAUUCGUCUCUGUAAUCCUUUAACGACUACUGGCUAUGUUAUAUUAUAUCAUUUUAUCACCUAA